Messenger RNA from Danio aesculapii, 1548 nucleotides. It is a transcript of the gene hspb6, whose product is annotated as heat shock protein, alpha-crystallin-related, b6. Gene Ontology annotation, molecular function: protein folding chaperone. The transcript is spliced from 3 exons. The record is from RefSeq and is a predicted model, not a curated record. Gene Ontology annotation, biological process: response to heat; protein refolding. The coding region runs from base 121 to 549 and encodes 142 amino acids. Lineage: Eukaryota; Metazoa; Chordata; Actinopteri; Cypriniformes; Danionidae.
AGGAGGGCAACACUUUUUUACUCCAGAGUUACACGAGAAUAUAUAAGCUAGUCAGGCAAAAUCAUCUGAAUUUCUGAAGCAGUUUUAGUUGUUGCCUACCUUUCGUAUUCAACGCAGAAAAUGGACUUCGACUUGCCUCCUUCUAUCCCAGUGAGCGGUAUCCCAUGGGAACGGGUUCUCCCGCCGUUAUUUCCACGGUUAAACGGGACGAUUGGACCUUAUUCAUGGACACCUACCGAAUUUUUAAUCCCCGUUACUAAGCAAACAGGAGCAGCAAAGGUUACCUGUGAUCACAAUGGAUUUACAGUGGAAGUUGAUGUAAAACACUUCAGUCCUGACGAACUGCUAGUUAAGGUGUCAGGAGAUUAUGUUGUGGUUGAAGGAAAACAUGAGCAAAAAAAGGACGGCUCAGGCCUGGUAACGCGUCAGUUUAACAGACGAUACCGGAUCCCAAACGGAGUAAACAUCAUGGCUCUGGAAUCAGCAAUGUCACCUGAAGGAAUGCUAGUGAUUACAGCACCUCUGACACAGACAAUUACUGAACACUGAUCAAUCACACAAGACCAUGAUGCUGGAUUUGGUGGUUUAUGAGGACUCUCCAAAAGUGUAAUGUAUUUUAUAGACUAUUUUGAGCAAUGGUCUUAAUGUAUUUCUCAUUUUACAUCUUUAAAUUCCAUAGCAUAGCUUCAAAGAAUCCAAAAAGCUCCACAUAUCGAUAAAUUAUGUUAUGAUAGCUGUUGUAACAUUAAGAUAUGAUUGGAUUGCCUCUUGUUACAAUUAUGAGAUAGUCUGACAACAUGCAGGAAAUGUUCAUGGGCCACUGAUAUCACCACAUUGAAAUGGUAUAGUGUGUAAAAACCACUUAUUAUAAGACCUGACCCCACCUCUACCUCUAAACCCAACCUCAUUGGAAAUUUGGAAUGUGAAAAGACCCCAUUAAUUAUGAUUAACAGUUUUGAAUUACAAGGACACAAUGCAUGUCCUCAUAACCCCCCUUAACAUUGUAAUACUUAGCUCAUAGCCAUGCCAUUGUGUAUUUGUGUCCUCAUAAACCACCAAAACCAACACACACACACAUAUUUUUUGCCUUCAUUCACAGUUUUAGCUCUUAACGCUAAAUGCAAGGCACUUAAAGCUCUUGUUGGUUUUCACAUUAUGCAAUAGCAAAGACCAAAGCAGACUUCUCCUCUCACUCCCUCUUGUGGAUGAACCACUCACAUUAACUGCUGGUUCCAUACUUGAUUCCAAGCCAGCAACAUUGAGUCACAUUUUCUUCACCCUUGCAGUUGGUUUAGCAAGCAAAGCUUAGCAUUAACAGGUCUUCUGAUCCACAGUCACACAAACUCACAGUCAGAUUGAAUUUAUGAUGGGAAUGUAUGACGAUUGAUAUUAUUUUGUGUCAGUUUCUUGCACAGAUUGUUCGGUUUAUCUUGUUGGGUUACGUCGGGAUUGUACAUAUUUUUAAAAAUGAAAGUAAAUGUCAUUUCCUUUAUAUAGUAUUGGUGUGAUGUACAGUUUGAAUGUCAAUAAAUCUAAUGUGGAAUCUUA